Molecule: messenger RNA, 1408 nt
Organism: Saccostrea cuccullata (small rock oyster)
Lineage: Eukaryota; Metazoa; Mollusca; Bivalvia; Ostreida; Ostreidae
Product: succinate dehydrogenase [ubiquinone] iron-sulfur subunit, mitochondrial-like
Exons: 8
Coding region: 86-949 (287 amino acids)
Biological process (GO): tricarboxylic acid cycle; aerobic respiration; respiratory electron transport chain
Cellular component (GO): mitochondrial membrane
Molecular function (GO): electron transfer activity; 2 iron, 2 sulfur cluster binding
Source: RefSeq, a predicted model, not a curated record
ACGCAUGCUCACUGCUCAUUUCCUUCUAAAUAGAAAGUAAACUGUGCGUCUGCGCUAAACUCAUUUAACCUCAAAAGACUUCAAGAUGUCGACAUCGACGGUCACGAAGCUGGGCCUGGGUCCUGUCAAGAGGUCCUUUGUACAGUUGAUGCAGACAAGAUGUACUCAAACUGCAGCUGCGACAGCAUCACAGCCAGCAAGAAUGAAGAAAUUUGCUGUAUAUAGAUGGGAUCCAGAAAAGCCAGGAGACAAACCAAAAAUGCAGACUUAUGAAGUGAAUCUUAACGAGUGUGGUCCUAUGGUCCUUGAUGCACUUAUCAAAAUCAAGAAUGAGAUGGACCCCACUCUAACGUUUCGACGGUCCUGUCGGGAGGGCAUCUGUGGAUCUUGUUCUAUGAAUAUUGGUGGAGGCAACACAUUGGCAUGUUUAUGCAAAAUAGAUGAUAACUUGGGUAAAACUACCAAAGUCUAUCCCCUCCCUCACAUGUACGUCAUCAAGGACCUAGUGCCAGACAUGAGUAACUUUUACGCCCAGUACAGAUCUAUUGAACCUUAUCUAAAGAAGAAGGAUGGAAGUGACAAGACUAUAGGGGACAAGCAAUAUCUGCAGACAAUGGGAGACCGUGCCAAACUGGAUGGGCUUUACGAAUGUAUUCUGUGUGCCUGCUGUAGCACUUCCUGUCCCAGCUACUGGUGGAACUCGGACAAAUACCUCGGACCUGCCGUCCUCAUGCAAGCCUACAGGUGGAUGGUGGACUCGCGAGAUGAUUACACUAAAGAGAGACUUUUCCAGAUGGAGGACAAAUUCUCUGUUUACAGAUGUCAUACCAUUAUGAACUGCACUAAAACCUGUCCAAAGGGUUUGAAUCCAGGACUUGCCAUUGGAGAGAUCAAGAAAAUGUUGGCCAAAUAUAACAGCAAAGAAGCUAAAGAACUGGCCACAGCUUAAUUGUCACCUGUCCCAAGUGUUAUUUUAACUGCUUUUGUUGUAACCUUGCAUCCAGAACAGUCAAACAUUUACCAGACAGUGCUGCAUCUCUGACCAACCUGGUAUUACAUGAAUGUAUGGGACAAAAACUGAUCUGCUUCAAUAAUAUUUUGAUUAUUUUAAGGAUUUGUGUUUGAUACUGAGUAUUUUAAACAUACAUCCCUUUUCUAGUGUGUAAUUGUUCAACAAAUCAAAUUAAAGUCUUCAUUGUUAGAGUCUUUAAUGUAAAACUAUUUCUUGGCUAUAUUUUGAAAUUUAAAUCAUGAUAAACAGCAUGGAAAUAACAGUAGAUCCUAGAAUGUUGUUAGAUUUGUUUUAAAAGAUUGAGUAUUUAACGGGUACAGCAUAGAAAUAUCUUGCUGGCUUGUCUAUUUUAUUUAUUGUAUCUUUAACAAUAAAUUUCAUUGUUAAAUUUGAAAA